Messenger RNA from Cladocopium goreaui, 2991 nucleotides. NCBI's taxonomy places the organism in Eukaryota, Dinophyceae, Suessiales, Symbiodiniaceae. The record is from the annotation of a GenBank genome assembly.
AUGGUUUCGGCAGGCGAUACUCACGCCGUGCUUCUCCAAAGUGAUGGCUGUGCUGUGGCUUGCGGAUGCAAUACAUACGGACAAUGCAACAUCCCGCCCUUAGAUGAUGGAGUGUCGUGCACCCAGGUUUCUGCUGGAGGGAGCCAUACAGCGCUUCUCCAAAGUGAUGGCUGUGCUGUGGUUUGUGGAAGCAAUAUAUUUGGACAGUGCAACAUCCCGCCCUUGGACGAUGGAGUGUCAUUCGCCCACGUUUCUGCGGGAGGGGGUCAUACAGUGCUUCUUCAAAGUGAUGGCUGUGCUGUGGCUUGCGGAUGCAAUGACUACGGACAAUGCAACAUCCCGCCCUUAGAUGAUGGAGUGUCGUACACCCAGGUUUCUGCUGGAGGGAGCCAUACAGCGCUUCUCCGAAGUGAUGGAUUUGUUGUGGUUUGUGGAAACAACAGAUAUGGACAGUGCAACAUCCCGCCCUUGGACGAGGGAGUGUCAUACGCCCACGUCUCUGCAGGAGGGAGUCAUACAGCGCUUCUCCGAAGUGAUGGCUGUGCUGGUGCUUGCGGAUGCAAUAGAUACGGACAAUGCAACAUCCCGCCCUUAGAUGAUGGAGUGUCGUACACCCAGGUUUCUGCUGGAGGGAGCCAUACAGCGCUUCUCCGAAGUGAUGGAUUUGUUGUGGUUUGUGGAAACAACAGAUAUGGACAGUGCAACAUCCCGCCCUUGGACGAGGGAGUGUCAUACGCCCACGUCUCUGCAGGAGGGAGUCAUACAGCGCUUCUCCGAAGUGAUGGCUGUGCUGGUGCUUGCGGAUGCAAUAGAUACGGACAAUGCAACAUCCCGCCCUUAGAUGAUGGAGUGUCGUACACCCAGGUUUCUGCUGGAGGGAGCCAUACAGCGCUUCUCCGAAGUGAUGGAUUUGUUGUGGUUUGUGGAAACAAUGCAUUUGGACAAUGCAACAUCCCGCCCUUGGAUGAUGGAGUGUCGUACACCCAGGUUUCUGCUGGAGGGAGCCAUACAGCACUUCUCCGAAGCGACGGCCGUGCUGUGGCUUGCGGAGAGAACAUUUAUGGAGAAUGUAUUAUUCCGUCGCCUCAAGCAGGGACGUUCUAUGUUUGCCCUACGUUGCAAGGUAGAGACCUUGUGCUGCAGCUUGAUCCUGUUCGUGAGGAGAAUGAAGUGCGGCUGACAUUCUCCGGUCUGACCGGGGAAGAAGUCCUAUGCUUGAGUUUACUUAGGUCUGAUCUCGCAUGGGAUGCUCACAGGCGUAUCGCGCGUAAACUGAACGUUUGCCUGCCGAGUCUUCGCGUUGUCUUGCCUGAUGGGCAGCUUUUGGCCUCAGUUUGUCGUGCACAUCCAGGGGCCACACUUGCAGACGUGAUUGGAGAUCUGAAAAGAAGCAAGCGUUUGACGUCGGCGUUGUCCUCCCAGCCGCGGAGCAUGGGCCCGUUUGACCCGGAAGUGCCGGCCCAAGGGGAAACGGCUGAAAUGGAGCUGGCGCCCAAAGGUUGGGCAAGGAAGAUUCGACCCAUCGACCCUCGCACCAAUGAUGUGAAACGCCUCCGCAGCGACGAGGAGGAGCUGGCGCAAGCCAAGCGAGCGCUGCGUGGGGUGAAACCUGGAGAUUGGCAGGGUCACGCCUUCGCACACUACAGGAAGAAACUGAAAGAUGAGGGCCGUUGGUUGGCCUUGCCCGGCCUUGUGGACCUGGUUCGCCGGACCUCAGAGGAAGCCUUGAAGGCUGGUUCCUACUGCCUUCCGAAUAACAAUACGGCACAGGUGAGGUUAUCUCAGAAGCCCACUGUGCAGUGGGUUAGCAUGGAGAGUUGUGUGGAACCCGAGCCCUGUUCGGGCUUAGCACUUCCCCCGCUGGUAGUGUCGCACAAGACGCCCUUGGAAGCUGCAGGCACCCUUGGGCAGCACUUCAAGGGCCAUCCGGUGAUCGUCACUUUUGAGGCGUCGGAGUUUGAGAGAAGCGACGAGAAGAAAGGGCAGAUUGUGGAAGGGGACAAGAUUCGCCCUCUGUGGCGCCACUACUACCAGGGCACCAACGGACUGAUCUAUGUCGUUGACAGCAAUGACCGUGAUCGCAUUGAGGAUGCCCGGGAGGAACUCACUAAGAUGUUGAAUGAGGACGAGAUGCGUGAUGCAGUGCUGCUGGUUUUUGCCAACAAGCAGGACCUGCCACAAGCAAUGACCGCGGCAGAAGUGACUGAGAAGCUUGGCCUUCACAACCUUCGUCAUCGCCAGUGGUUCAUCCAGUCCGCAUGCGCAACCACUGGCGAUGGUUUGUACGAAGGUGGCUUCUUUCAGAAUUUCGCACAGCAAGGCCAGGACAAGAUUCGCCCUCUGUGGCGCCACUACUACCAGGGCACCAACGGACUGAUCUAUGUCGUUGACAGCAAUGACCGUGAUCGCAUUGAGGAUGCCCGGGAGGAACUCACUAAGAUGUUGAAUGAGGACGAGAUGCGUGAUGCAGUGCUGCUGGUUUUUGCCAACAAGCAGGACCUGCCACAAGCAAUGACCGCGGCAGAAGUGACUGAGAAGCUUGGCCUUCACAACCUUCGUCACCGCCAGUGGUUCAUCCAGUCCGCAUGCGCAACCACUGGCGAUGGUUUGUACGAAGGUAAGACGACCAUCUUGUACAAGCUGAAGUUGGGUGAAGUUGACAAGAUUCGCCCUCUGUGGCGCCACUACUACCAGGGCACCAACGGACUGAUCUAUGUCGUUGACAGCAAUGACCGUGAUCGCAUUGAGGAUGCCCGGGAGGAACUCACUAAGAUGUUGAAUGAGGACGAGAUGCGUGAUGCAGUGCUGCUGGUUUUUGCCAACAAGCAGGCCCUGCCACAAGCAAUGACCGCGGCAGAAGUGACUGAGAAGCUUGGCCUUCACAACCUUCGUCAUCGCCAGUGGUUCAUCCAGUCCGCAUGCGCAACCACUGGCGAUGGUUUGUACGAAGGCUUGGAUUGGCUUUCCCGCACUUUGUCCUCUAAGCGCUGA